AAUUUUAUUAUUUUCCCUUAAGCGAAGAGUCUUUCCGUCCAUCGUACUCACUCUUUCAGAGCCUGAGAGCCGAGUCUCUCUUCCGGCUAUUUACCUUCAUAUUUCCCCCACAAAAAACCCAAGGAAUCUCGCUUUAUGAUGGAGAAAGCAGAAGGUACUGAAAAAGCAGGUAAAUCCCCAUCUCUGCUCCCACCACCACCAACAAUGCCUCCCAAUGUGAAGCCAGAGAGCAUGAAGCCCCCCAAGUAUUCUAUUGUCAGUAGGCGUGGGGUUGGGAUGAGGGGACGACACAUAUCAUUGCUCACCAAUCACUUCAAAGUUUCUGUCAAUGCCACUGAUGCAGUAUUUUACCAGUAUACUGUUACAAUUUCUUCAGAAGAUAAUAGAGCUGUUGAAAGCAAGGGGAUUGGUAGAAAACUACUUGAUAAGCUUUACCAAAUGUACUCCUCCGAACUUGCUGGGAAAAGGUUUGCAUAUGAUGGUGAGAAGAGCUUGUACACGGUGGGUCCUUUGCCACAGAAGAAGUUUGACUUUACAAUUGUGCUAGAGGAGUCAUUUGCAAAACGUGAAAUUGGGAGUCUUGAUGGUGACGGGAGCCCUGUUGGGACUGGUAAGCGAACGAAGCGUUCUUUCAGGUCAAAGACUUACAAAGUAGAACUAAGAUAUUCUGCUAAAAUACCUUUGAAGUCAAUAUCUCUUGCCCUGGAAGGAGUUGAGUCUGAUAAUAGCACUCAGGAUGCAUUGAGAGUGCUCGACAUCAUUCUGAGGCAGCAAGCUGCUAACCGGGGGUGCCUUUUGGUGAGGCAGUCCUUCUUUCAUGAUGAUUCAAGGAAUUAUGUUGAUGUGGGAGGAGGGGUAUUAGGGCUGCGGGGUUUCCAUUCCAGUUUUCGUCCCACUCAGGGGGGCUUGUCUCUGAAUAUGGAUGUAUCUACAACAAUGAUUCUAAAGCCUGGACCAGUGAUCGAUUUUCUAAAAGCCAACCAGAAUGUAAAUGAUGUUCGUAAAAUUAUUUGGCCGAAGGCCAAACGAAUGUUGAAGAAUAUGAGGAUUAAAACAAGACACAGUAAUAUGGAAUUUAAAAUAACUGGUCUGAGUGAGAAGCCCUGUGCUGAACUAUACUUCCCAAUGAAAGUGAAAAAUGGUAACUCUGGUGAGGAGCAGACCGUCGAGAUCACAGUGUAUGAGUAUUUCACUAAACACUGUGGAAUAGAACUUAGGCAUUCUGCAGGCUUGCCUUGCCUUGAUGUUGGUAAACCAAAGCGGCCUAACUAUUUACCACUAGAGCUCUGUUCACUUGUUUCACUUCAGCGGUAUACAAAAGCAUUAUCUUUGAAUCAAAGAUCAACCCUGGUUGAAAGAUCCAGGCAAAAGCCUCAGGAUAGAAUACGAACUUUGACUGAUGCUGUGAGAAGCAACCAAUAUAAUGAGGAUCCUGUACUUUCUGCAUGUGGAAUUUCCACAGGAAAACAAUUAACAGAAGUUGAUGGUCGUGUCCUUGAGGCCCCAAGGUUGAAGGUUGGUAACCAUGAGGUUUGUAUCCCAAGAAACGGACGCUGGAACUUUAACAACAAGAAACUUCUGGAUCCAAAAAAAAUUGAACGUUGGAUUGUUGUCAACUUCUCUGCCUGCUGUGACAUUAGUCGCAUUUCAAGGGAUCUCAUCAGUUGUGCAAGAAACAAGGGCAUUCAAAUGGAACGCCCACACACACUGAUUGAGGAGGAUCCACAGACAGUUGGUGCCAGCCCUGCUGCUAGAGUGGAAGUGAUGUUUGAUCUGAUUAAAUCAAAGCUUCCUGGCCCACCUGAUUUUAUUCUAUGUGUCUUGCCAGUGAGGAAGAACUCUGAUAUUUAUGGACCUUGGAAGAAAAAAUGUCUUAGUGAUAUUGGAAUUGUCACACAAUGCAUUUGCCCUGUAAAAGUUAAUGACCAAUACCUCACAAAUGUACUCCUUAAAAUCAAUGCAAAGCUUGGAGGAAUCAAUUCUUUGUUGGAAGUAGAGCGCCCCUCAAAUCUUCCUUUGAUAAAAGAUAUUCCUACAUUGAUUUUGGGAAUGGAUGUCUCUCAUGGCUCCCCUGGUCGAUCAGAUAUCCCAUCAAUAGCUGCAGUUGUUGGUUCACGUUGCUGGCCACUGAUUUCAAGGUACAGAGCAUCUGUGAGAACACAAUCACCAAAGUUGGAGAUGAUUGAUGCUUUAUAUAAGCCAUUAGCAAAUGGAAAUGAUGAUGGUAUCAUCAGGGAAUUACUCUUAGAUUUCUUUAAAACCAGCAAUGGUUGCAAACCAAAACAGAUUAUUGUGUUCAGGGAUGGAGUAAGUGAAUCUCAAUUUAACCAAGUUUUAGACAUUGAGCUGGAGCAAAUCAUUAAGGCUUAUCAGCAUCUGGGCGAGUCUGAUGUUCCUAAGUUCACAGUAAUUGUUGCUCAAAAGAAUCAUCAUACUAAAUUAUUCCAAGCAAAUGCCCCUGAAAAUGUUCCACCAGGGACAGUUGUGGACGCUAAAAUUGUGCAUCCAAGAAACUAUGAUUUCUACAUGUGUGCUCAUGCAGGGAUGAUUGGAACAUCUAGGCCGGCACAUUACCAUGUCUUGUUUGAUGAGAUUGGCUUUGCUCCUGAUGAUUUGCAAAAUCUUAUCCACUCUCUGUCAUAUGUAUACCAAAGGAGCACAACUGCUAUCUCAAUUGUGGCUCCUAUUUGCUAUGCCCACCUUGCUGCACAUCAGAUGGGCCAGUUUUUGAAGUUUGAGGAACAUUCAGAAACAUCUUCAGCACGCAUGACAUCUGCGGGAAGUAUCCCUGUUCAAGAGCUCCCCAGGUUGAAUCAGAAAGUGGCAGGGUCAAUGUUCUUCUGUUGAGGAGCUGCUGGUUACUCUUUUGGUAAAUACCUGCUACGUGUAGAUAGUUAGGGCAACUAGGGUAUACAAUAGGCGGCAGGCAACCCCCAGGUUUUUGCUUCAGUGGGUUGGAGAUAUAUAUGAGGCCUUUACAAACACAAAUCAACAUUUUUGCUUUAACCAUCUGAAAAUGCUCACAGGUGUUAGUGACUCAAAAUUUUGGUUAGGGGUAUAAAAUAUUAUAGAUUUGAUCUAAUCUCAGUUCUUUACUAUUUUUUAUGUUAUUAUUUUUAUCCUUCUACCUUGCCUCUUUGGUUUUUCGAUACUGGCACACUCUAGUGAUCCUGCCACUAGUUAGAAUUAGAAGUUCGAAUCUGAUAAUUAUGCUGUGAAAAAGCUUUUGUCCAUUUGACGUUAAGCUUAGAAAGAGCUGUUGGUGACCGAAUGGUAUGAAUCUUUUAUAUGUAGGUAAAUAUUGAAAAUUCUCACAUUUCAGUUCAGGUAUUGAUUGUAAAAUGAAAACAUAAAUGGAAUCUUAUGCAAGGUCAUAUUCAUGAUCUACUAUAAGUGGGGCUGGUAUCCGACUAUCAAGCAA
Theobroma cacao (cacao) is the source of this 3421-nucleotide messenger RNA. It is a transcript of the gene AGO6, whose product is annotated as Argonaute family protein. Lineage: Eukaryota; Viridiplantae; Streptophyta; Magnoliopsida; Malvales; Malvaceae. The record is from RefSeq and is a predicted model, not a curated record. Gene Ontology annotation, molecular function: protein binding; RNA binding.